Molecule: messenger RNA, 1026 nt
Organism: Schistosoma mattheei
Lineage: Eukaryota; Metazoa; Platyhelminthes; Trematoda; Strigeidida; Schistosomatidae
Source: the annotation of a GenBank genome assembly
AUGUAUACAAUAUAUGAAAUGAAUCCGUUUAAUUAUAAAAACAAUCAUACCAUUACUAAUACUAAUGAUGAUAGUGAUAACAGUAAUAACAGUACUACCACUACUACUAAUAGUAGUAUUCAAGAUACAUCAAGUACUUUAACAAAACACUACUCGACUAAUAUUCUCCUUAAUAAUAAUAAUAAUAUUCCAAUCGAUUUAUCAUUGUUACAACAGCAUGAUGUAUGGUCUUCCCCAAAUGAUUCAAUUAAAUCAAUCAAUUCAAAUAGUGAUGUAAUAAUGAGACAAAAAAUUGAAACUGAAUUUCAACAAUAUAAAGAACAUAAAGAAAUAUCAUUAAGAAACUAUGAAAAUAAUAAUUAUACUAGUGAAUCUAGUAAUGAUACAAUGGAAAUACAAAUUAUAUCGAGCGAUGAAGAUAACGUUCAUAAUAAUACCACUACUACUAAUGAUGAUGAUGAUAUUGAUAUGAAGGUGACAGCAUCUAUUCAAGAAAUUAAUGAUUUAUCGUUGAAAUCUAAAAAUUAUCAUCAUCAUCAUCAUCAUCGUCAGAAGCCUGAAAAAUUGAUAAGUCCAAUUACAUCACAACAAUUACAACAUUGUCUCAAUAAAGCUCUUCUUAGAGCAUCACAUAAUGGUUUAAUUAAUUAUAUUGAAUUAUUGUUAAAUACUGGUGCAAGUAUACAUGCAUUAGAUAAAUAUGGAAGGUCAUGUUUACAUUUAGCAGCAAAAUUUGGACAUGUAAAAGUUAUUGAAUAUCUCUUAAAGUACAUUCCAGAAAAACUAAUCGACUUACAAGAAUAUGAAAAGAACCAAACAGCACUACAUAAAGCCGCGGCAAGUCGAAGGAGGGUCAUCUGUAAAAUUCUAAUCACAGCUGGAGCCUGCCCAAUAAUUACUGAUAUUUAUGGGAAACAACCAAGUAAUUUGGCAUUAAAAGCAAAUGACCCACAACUUGCUACUUACCUAAAAAGAGAAGAAAUAUUGUUCAUUAUUAAAAAUGGAGUUGAGAAAGUAGAUGUGUAA